AUGGCAUUUGAUCGCUAUCUUGCCAUCUGCCAGCCUCUCCAUUACCCCACUCUUAUGACUGGACGUCUCUGCUCCAAUCUUGUGGUCAGCUGCUGGGUACUUGGUUUCCUCUGGUUCCCAGUCCCUAUCAUCAUAAUUUCCCAGAUGUCCUUCUGUGGAUCCAGGAUUAUUGACCACUUCCUGUGUGACCCAGGUCCUCUAUUAGCGCUCACGUGUACCAGAACCCCAGUAAUGGAGGUUUUUUGGGCAAUCAUAAGUUCUCUGCUCUUAUUUAUUCCUUUUCUUUGCAUCAUGAGUUCCUAUGCUCUGGUCCUGAGAGCUGUGUUGAGGGUCCCUUCAGCAGCUGGACGAAGAAAGGCCUUCUCCACCUGUGGGUCUCAUUUGGCUGUGGUUUCCCUUUUCUAUGGCUCAGUGAUGGUCAUGUAUCUGAGCCCAACAUCUGAGCAUGAAGCUGGAAUGCAGAAGCUUGUGACUCUGUUUUAUUCUGUAGGAACCCCACUCAUUAAUCCUCUGAUCUACAGUCUUAGGAACAAAGAUAUGAAACUUGCCUUGCAGAACCUCAUUUUGCAGAUGAAGAAUCUGGAGAAUGGAAAUUUUGAAUAA
This is a messenger RNA of Vicugna pacos (alpaca), 603 nucleotides long. Its product is annotated as olfactory receptor 11G2-like. Gene Ontology annotation, molecular function: G protein-coupled receptor activity; olfactory receptor activity. Gene Ontology annotation, biological process: G protein-coupled receptor signaling pathway. NCBI's taxonomy places the organism in Eukaryota, Metazoa, Chordata, Mammalia, Artiodactyla, Camelidae. Gene Ontology annotation, cellular component: membrane. The record is from RefSeq and is a predicted model, not a curated record.